Molecule: messenger RNA, 4377 nt
Organism: Helicoverpa armigera (cotton bollworm)
Lineage: Eukaryota; Metazoa; Arthropoda; Insecta; Lepidoptera; Noctuidae
Gene: TAF1B
Exons: 3
Coding region: 153-3716 (1187 amino acids)
Biological process (GO): RNA polymerase I preinitiation complex assembly; nucleolar large rRNA transcription by RNA polymerase I
Cellular component (GO): RNA polymerase transcription factor SL1 complex; RNA polymerase I core factor complex
Molecular function (GO): RNA polymerase I core promoter sequence-specific DNA binding
Source: RefSeq, a predicted model, not a curated record
GAUUGUCAAAAUAAAGUCUUUCACAUCAUAUUUCACAUGGUUUCUAAAUGUUGUGAAAAAGCUAAGAAUUAAAUAAUUUAAACUGUUUCUAGGCUUAAUUCCAUGUCUGUGAAUGCUACAGCAGUUAGUAAUUGUUACUACAAACCUAUAAAAUGCAAAGUGAACCUUGUGCAGUGUGUAGUGGUACAGAAUUAGAGUUAAAAGAUGGAUUUUACUACUGCAUGGAAUGUGGUACUCAAAACACAGAUGUACGAGAGACCGUGGUGGAAGACAAGGCUUUGGGAAACGGCACCUUUGCUGUAGGCACGAGAAAGAAAAUCCUAACAAGAGAUAAUGAAACUCAAAUGAGUGCAGAAUGGUACAAAUGGCAUGCCUACAACUUCAUAAUAUCAGGUCUGGCUGAUGAACUGGUAUUGGCUGGAGCUAAACCCAGCUUUAAGCUAAAACUCCUGUGGAUCUGGACUCGGUACAUGAAGAAAUAUCAGAAGAAAGAGGAUAUGGGGCUAGCAAGAAAUCCUGCAGACGGAAAUGCCGAAAAUAUUACAUUGCCAAGUUUUAUGGUGGAAGAAAAUAGUACCAGUAACCCGGUACCUGAUGAUGAAACUGAACAAGAUAUAGAUGAAGGAGCAAAGAAACCUUACAAAAAGAAUGUUAUAGUCGAAGGCUCUAAGAGAGAUAUCAAAUUCCUAUCAAGAGGUGUCAUAAUGGCCAUGUUAUACUUAGCACUAAAUCUAGACGAGAGUGACAUUCAACUAUCUCAUAUCAUAAGGUUCAUUAAAGAAAAACAUCUCAAUUUUUCCAACAUAACAAGAUUUUUGCCCAAAGAUAUAAAUGUGAAAACUAUACAAGGACAGUGGACGUCAUUUAUUAAUAGUAAAGUAUGUAACGUCCAUACGGUGCGAAAACUUGCUAUGUCACUGUUGAGGAAACUAGAUUUAGGAACGCCAAAAGUACCAAAUUUAAGGAAAAUAGUUGAUAAUAUACUGACAGAACUCUGUCUGCCGAAUGAUAUAAAACCUUUAGUUUACGCGUUAAUGCAUUUCAACCGUUGUGAAUUCAUGGACGUGAGUAACAAAACUAAAGAUCAUUUAAUAAAAUUGCCAGACUACGAGGGCAUAGUCAUGUCUUACGUACUUGUCGCUAUGAAGAUGUGUUUUGGCCUAGAUGGCCAUUAUGAAGAGAAACUAUCAGACGCAGUAGAAAAGAUAAAUAACGACCGUAAUCUUCCAAAAUCGCACAAAAUUGGAAAGUACUCAGAACCAAGUACGAGGCUGUUUUCGUUUAGAGAAUGGUGCAGUUAUAUGCAAUUUAGGAAGAUGACACUUUGUCAAUCUUGUCUGAAUAUGGCUGAGCAACAUUGUUUAGAUAUAGACGACUAUGUUUAUAUGGAACAUGUGGGUGAAAUGGCAGAGAAUAAUAAAGACUUGCAAGAUGAAACCGCAAUGGAUAUAAUCAGCAGGAUACCUACAGAGGAUGAAGGGAGAGUUAUUCCCAAACAUCUGUUUUUACCAUCUCUCACACCAAUGUCAGAUUACACUGAGAUCAUAAUGUAUCACAGCCAAGAUCCAGGUAUGCUGAGCGAAGAUUUCACUCAAUAUUCUCUUAAAUAUGCUUGUGAACAUUUAGAAUUGGUCGACACAAAUGCGGAAAAUAUUAUCAGAGGUGUAAGUGAAGAGGGCAAAAUUACUAACGAACUUAUUCUAGGCACAAUAAUACAAAAGAAAAGUAAAACUGAAAUGGUUUAUGUUAAGAACUGUGAGAAUAAAAAUUGGAUGAUAACAAAACCACCUAAAAUGGAACAUGUUUUGUGUGAAGAAGAGCAAAACACUAGCAAUGGUGAUCAAAGUACGAUUGUUGAAAAAGAAAGUAAUCAAAAUGUGAGUAAUGACAAGGAAGUUGAUCAAAACAUAAGCAAUGUUAAAGAAAGUGAUCUGAACAUGAGUGAAGACAAAGAAGUUGAUCAAAAUAUCUCAAAUGACAUUCCCUGUCUUCCCUUAAAUUACAGGGAACCUGAUCAAAAUAUCUCAAAUAACAGAGAACCUGGUCAAAAUACCUUAAAUGACAGGGAACCCGAUCAAAAUAUGUCAAAUGGCAGAGAACCUGAUCAAAAUAUCUUAAAUGACAGAGAACCUGAUCAAAAUAUCUUAAAUGACAGGGAACCUGAUCAAAAUAUCUUAAAUGACAGAGAACCUGAUCAAAAUAUCUUAAAUGACAGGGAACCUGAUCAAAAUAUCUCAAAUGACAGAGAACCUGAUCAAAAUAUCUCAAAUGACAGGGAACCUGAUCAAAACAUGAGCAAAGACGGAGAAAGUGAUCAUGGUUAUGAUUCGGAACAUCCAACAAGUGAAAGAGUAGUUUCCCAAGAUAUCCAAAUUACCUUCGAAGAGGUAGAUGAAAACGAUCAGCCUGUAAAAGAGGAUCAGCCUGUAAAAGAGGAACAAAGACCAGUUAUUAUAAUAGAAGAAGAUAAAGAUAACAAUAUUUUCGACGACACAUUUUUAGAGCUAGAUAUAAAAGAUCAGAUCGAGCAAGAGCAGCUUGAAGAUCUAAAUAUCGAAGAUCAGCCUUGGCAGAACAAUCAUAGUAUCCAAGAAGAUCGCGCGAGUAUUAGCGAUGUUUCCGAUUACGGUUCCGAAAUGACGCAAUUCAAUCCAGAUACUUUCAAUAGGGAACAAACUAUUAAAGAGUUAAUUUUAAAUGCUUGCAAAAAAUAUAAGAUUCCUACUCCCUCUGAGUAUAAAACCAAAGAAAAAGUACAGAGGAAAAGGAAAACUGGAGUGUUUGGUAGUGAAGAUGGUCCGAGUGUACCUAGAAAAAGAAAUAAAAUCAACAAAUAUAAAGUAGAAGAGCUAAUUAGUAGUUACAAAACUCAGAUGCAGUCAGAUUUACUAACUAGAAUGCAAAAUGAUGUCCAUUUAGCUAUUAAAAACCCUAGGUUAGAUGAAUCAGCUAACCCGGCAAACGAACCAGCUAGUGAUGCCUUAAGUGUAAGAACUUCCGUAAGUGUUGACAAUGCAGAAAAUCAAUCAAUUGUUGACCCACAAAGUAGUGUAAUACAACAGAACGAUAAUGAUCAGGAACAAAAUCCUGAAGAAACUGAAGUUAUAGAUGAAGAAUAUGAAUCGAAACUAUUCGAGAAUGACGAACAAAUGGAAAUAGAUGAUCUUAUAAAGAAAAGUGAUCCUAAAUUUGACGAAAAAAAGUACAAUACAGAACAAUUGUAUAUAAAAGUCAAGGAAGAAGAUGUUAGUGUAGAUGAUAUUUUCGAUUUAUCCAUCAAUCCUGAACUAGAAGAAAUAAUCACUAAAAAGAUUGAACAAAACAAAGAACGUGCGGAAUUUGAGAAUUUGAAAGCUGGGCCUAGUAAGGUGAAAACAAAAUAUGAAAGUGAUUCUGAGGAUGAAAUCCCGUUAAAAACUAUACAAGAAGAUAAGAAGAAAAUAGAGGAAAUGUUAGAAUGGGAAGAGAAUUUUGAACCUUUGAUAAAUAAGGAUGAUUUACCAGAAUUUAAAUACUGGGUUAGGCAUUACGACAAGGAUUUCAUGACUAGAUCACAGGAUUGGCACAAAAAGUUUGAUGACGAAUUAAAGGAGAACACUCCAAGUAGUUUCUUCUUCGUCAUUGGAGAAUGCGCCGCCAUUUUGAGUUCUUCAACUUUUACUCUUUAUAAACACAUGCAGAAUCUGGAGAGUUACAUCAUUGCUAGGGCAAAAUAGAUUUUUUUAUCUGACAUAAACGGGAAAAUAAUAUAUGUCACGUGAAUAAAAGCGAUUCGGCGGCAUAGUGCGUUGCCGGAUAGCGGAGGAUUUCAAUAACAUAUCGUCUGUGGAUUUCCUUACUGGAGAUAGAAAAUUGGCAUUAGCCCCGUGCAAGACAUUUCAGAUUCCUAUCUCUAGUACCUAAACUGAUAGAAUAUUGAAGUCCGUCAUGAAUUGUGGACGACAGAAGAUUUGUGGACUAUCUGUUGACGAUAAAUCAAGAUAAUAUGAAGUGAAAUGUUUCUUAAUUAACUUAUUACGUAGAAAAUAUGUCUGGAUUUUUAUCCAGGCAAAACAAAUCAGGCACAAAUGAUUUUGUAUUUAACGACUAUUUUUAAGAAACUUCUGUGAUCUCCUAAGAUGUGAUAAAUGUUUUAGAACAGUACAAGAACUUUAUAAACCGCAAAAUAUUUUUUUAUUAACUUCGACAUUUUGCGUAAAAUUAGCAUAAGUUUCAUGAAGAAUGAAUCUUGAUAAGUCAAAAUGACCGCCUGAUCCAUUUAAUAAAAAUUACUGUAAAUACAAUUCUGUUCUAAGAGUAGUUAAUUUUAAGCUAAGUAAUAUGUUAAGUUUUAAUCUGUGAGAUGAAUCCAUUAAAAUUGUAUUGUGUUAUAUAUAA